UGUGUUCAAGAUCAAUCUCCAUAUUUGUUCGUAUCAUUGAUAGAUCAAUGGUACUCGUCACGCAAGCAGUCUUCAAAUCAUGUGCCUUCAGUUACUUUCAAUACACACAAGCUUUUAAUCCAUCUUGAAAACAGAUUGAUCUUGUGGCAUCCUGAUCAUGUGAUAUUAAUAUCAAAGAAAACAUUCUCGCCGUUUCAGUUAUCUAGGAAUUCGCUUACACCUCGUGCACGAUCGAUCGAUUUCAUUCUAAAAGCUUUCUCGGAAGGAUAAAAAUAGGACAAAAUCUUGACUUCCGUACAGGUGAUAUUUGUUUGAUAUCAACAUGGCAAAGGAAGGUUAUAGCAACGUUCAAAACUUGGAAAUGAACAAGUUAGAGAACGGUUCGCCCACUCAGCCCCGAAAGACUGUCACAGUUCUGGGUUCUGGCGACUUUGGUAGAGCUUUGACUAAACGACUUUCAUUGGCUGGCUAUGAUGUUGUUAUUGGCAGCAGAAACCCAGAAAGACGGCAACACGAAUCAUCUCUACUCCUGUUCAGAGUCCUCUCCAUUGAUGAAGCUCUAAACCACUCUGAUAUCGUUUUUCUGGCCAUUCCUCGAGAUGGUUAUGACGCGACCGUUACGUCAUUGAGUUCUCAGUUGAAGGGCAAGAUCUUGAUUGACGUAAGCAAUCGUACCCAGACUGCCUAUGAAAGCGGUUCCAACGCCGAAUAUCUUGCAAGCUUAGUUCCAGAUGCACACGUCGUAAAGGGGUUCAAUGUCAUUUCUGCAUGGUCGUUGGAAAGUGACGUGUAUGGUGGAAGUAGAUUGGUGUAUGUUUGUGGGGACGAUGCAACUGCCAAGGAAAAGGUUAUCGGGAUAGCCAGAUCAAUGCAGUUCAAUGCAAUGGAUCAGGGUUCAUUGAAGAUGGCAAGCAACAUUGAAAAUAAACCUCUGGAACUCUUCCCAAGUUGGCGUGUUGCAAUAGCAAUGGUGGGCGUCCUCUAUCUCUUCAUGGUGCUAUAUUUUGUUGUAGCAAUGGUGGCUUAUGGAAGCGACUUCACCAACUUUCCUCUCAGAUCGAUGAGCCUUAUUUUCGCAUUUACUGUCAUUGGGAUCCUAGAUAUGGUGUACCUCCCAGGUUGCCUUGCAGCUCUACUUCAGCUGGCGUAUGGCACCAAAUAUCGAAGAUUUCCACGUUGGCUUGACUCGUGGAUGAAAGCUCGGAAGCAACUUGGUUUGAUCGCUCUGACCAUGGCAGCCAUGCAUGGCUGUAUGUCCACGUUGUAUUGGUCUCCUGUGUACAAGAGUCGACUGUUUCAGAAAACGACCACAAAUUUUGGCAAUGUUUCUAUCGUGGAAUACAAGAAGAUGUUGGCCCAAGGCGAAGCUUUCCUUACCCUUGGUGUUCUGGCCUUGACAGCGUUGUCCAUUUUGGGUGUGACUUCACUACCAACAGUCCUGAACCGCAUGAGCUGGCGUGAGUGGAAUUUCGUUCAGUCUGGCAUGGGCUACUUUUCCCUCAUCUUUGCUUUGCUUCAUUUUACCAUUUACGCGUACAAAGGUAUCCCGAAAUGGAAACCUCAGUUCUUCUUCUAUCCAACAGUAUUAAUCGUUCUCAUUGGAUACGCGGUUGUUAUUCUUCGUUUCAUUCUGUUAUUACCCUGCAUCGCGAACAAGGUGAAGAAGAUCCGUUCAGGAUGGGAAAGAGGCGGAGAACUGAUUAUUUGAUUGUGGAACAUUGAACUGUCUCGUUUUUCAGAAUAUCAUUAUUUCUGACAUAGUUUGUAUCCUGGGGUUGUAGAUUAGACACUAAAAACGCUGGUCUUUUUCAG
Dendronephthya gigantea is the source of this 1812-nucleotide messenger RNA. RefSeq names its product metalloreductase STEAP4-like. Lineage: Eukaryota; Metazoa; Cnidaria; Anthozoa; Malacalcyonacea; Nephtheidae. Gene Ontology annotation, molecular function: cupric reductase (NADH) activity; ferric-chelate reductase (NADPH) activity. The transcript has 3 exons. Gene Ontology annotation, cellular component: plasma membrane; endosome. The coding region runs from base 323 to 1708 and encodes 461 amino acids. The record is from RefSeq and is a predicted model, not a curated record. Gene Ontology annotation, biological process: copper ion import.